Ctenopharyngodon idella (grass carp) is the source of this 2937-nucleotide messenger RNA. It is a transcript of the gene kcnj5, whose product is annotated as potassium inwardly rectifying channel subfamily J member 5. Gene Ontology annotation, molecular function: inward rectifier potassium channel activity. Bases 266 to 1546 code for a protein of 426 amino acids. The transcript is spliced from 4 exons. The record is from RefSeq and is a predicted model, not a curated record. Gene Ontology annotation, cellular component: plasma membrane. Lineage: Eukaryota; Metazoa; Chordata; Actinopteri; Cypriniformes; Xenocyprididae. Gene Ontology annotation, biological process: regulation of monoatomic ion transmembrane transport; potassium ion import across plasma membrane.
GGGAGACGGAGGAGCGGGGGGAUGUGGGGGAGGAAACAUCCUCUCAUGCUCACUUUCACAUCCCUCCCUCUCUUUCUCUCGCUCGCUCGCAUCCUCCAGGAGAGCGAGGUAAGGAGGUGGUGUGUGUACCGAGUCGGUGAGGCAGUUGAGAUGAGCACAUCAGAGCUGGAGUCAGAAGAACAGAGCGCAGCUGCCCUAACAUGCUUCCCCUGACACUGCACAGCUACCUCUGCGCUCGAAUGAAGGUUUGCAGUCGAAGCUGAGGAUGGCAGGAGAUUCUCGCGUCCACAUGGACCACGACAUGGAGAUAGGAGUGACUCCAAGAGAGCAGGUGAAGAAACUCCCCAAGCACCUGAGGGAAUCACAAAUCCCUACAGAUCGCACCCACCUCAUAUCUGAUCCUGUUAAGAAACCUCGCCAGCGCUAUGUACAGAAAGACGGCAAGUGCAAUGUUCAUCAUGGAAACGUUCAAGAGACAUAUCGUUAUCUCAGCGACCUCUUCACAACACUGGUUGACUUACGUUGGCGCCUCAGUUUCUUCAUUUUCACCUUGGUCUAUGUGGUCAACUGGCUGUUCUUUGGGUUUUUGUGGUGGCUUAUUGCGCUCAUACGAGGAGAUCUCCUACACAGCGAUGAGGAGGGCUGGACCCCUUGUGUGGAAAACCUCAACAGCUUUGUCUCGGCUUUCCUCUUUUCCAUUGAAACUGAGACCACCAUUGGCUACGGCUACCGUGUCAUCACGGAGAAGUGCCCGGAAGGGAUCAUACUUCUACUUGUGCAGGCCAUCUUGGGGUCCAUUGUCAACGCCAUGAUGGUGGGCUGCAUGUUCGUAAAGAUCUCGCAACCCAAGAACCGAGCAGAGACGUUGAUGUUCUCCCACAAAGCUGUGAUCUCGGUGAGGGACAACAAGAUGUGCCUGAUGUUCAGAGUGGGUGACCUGCGGAAUUCCCACAUUGUGGAAGCGUCAAUCCGUGCCAAACUCAUUCGUUCGCAGCAGACGAAGGAGGGCGAGUUCAUUCCACUCAACCAGACGGAUAUCAACAUUGGCUUUGACACAGGAGACGAUCGCCUCUUCCUGGUAUCGCCUCUCAUUAUCUCACACGAGAUCAACGAGAAGAGUCCUUUCUGGGAGAUGUCCCGGGCACAGAUGGAGAAGGAAGAGUUUGAGAUUGUCGUCAUCUUGGAGGGCAUGGUCGAAGCUACAGGCAUGACGUGUCAGGCGCGCAGCUCCUACCUGGACUCAGAAGUGCUGUGGGGCUACCGCUUCACCCCGGUGCUUUCUCUGGAAAAGGGCUUCUACGAAGUCGACUACAACAACUUCCACGACAUAUACGAGACCAACACCCCCACCUGUAGCGCUAAAGAACUGUCCGCUCGAUUAAAAGAGAGCCCACUCCUCCCUCACCUGCCACUCCUCAGUCCCGACCAUAGGCAGCACACAGACCCCUUCUCCACCCAAACCACACGGGAAGAGACGGAGAAGGACGCUGAGAAGGCUGUGGAGACAAACAAUGGCUCUGCCAACCGUUUGGAGGAGAACCCUUGAGGGAAACCCUGCUCCAAACAGACUCAAGGACUUUGUAGUGACUGGCAAGCUUCUUUCCCAUUGCAUGGAGAGAUAUCCUUGCAAUAUCCAUGCAAUAAGACCCCCGAUCCCUCUAGAGAGCCGAGCUGAUGUGUAGAUCAAGGUUAGACGCACAAACAGAUGAGAAUCCGUAUAUUUAUAACGUUACUGGCGCCUACACAUACUCUAUUUUAGCUUUAUGAACUUUGUUGUGCAGAUUUUCAUCAAUCAACGCCCUGUACCUCAAGGACGAAAUAGUAGCCAUAUAUUGUACACAUCAGUCCCACCGCAAAUUAACGACCCAGAGGUCAAACUCCUUAAUCUAAUCAUAGCAAAGCAGCUUUAAUAGAAUCCCGAUGCAAAGACUCUUAAGAGAAAUCUGGAGCCAAACACAACGCUUGUGUAUUUACCCAUGGCGAAGGCCCGCGGUGUUGGUUUCUUUAAGCUAUUCUAUUGUAUGUUUUAUCUGCAUUAUAAUUAUGCAUUACAAUGAUCAAUUUCCCCUAUAAAAGCCCGUUCACACCAAGAAAAAUAACUAUAAUGAUAACUAUAUUAGCAUCCACACCAUGUUCUGUUAUGUUGUUUGCUGAUUUAAGCUCUUUGAAUUUCAAGUGGAUGAACUCAGUGUUUUUAUCAUUCAUCAGCUGGGGAAAAAUACUCCAACGUUAUUGUUGUGUCAUUAUCGUUAUAGUUUUAUAAUAGUUAUCGUCUUUGGUGUGAACAGGCGUUAACUCUUAUUGAAGUGCAUUAUUGCAUGUGUUACGGCUUGAGUUUGAGGCAAGAUGGAGGCUGGAAAAUGUUUGCUGAUGCACUAAUCAAAAGCACAACCGCUGCAGUGGCAGACGCACAGUAUGUAAACCUGCAGCACACUAAAAUAAUGGCAACGAAUGGAAAUAUUGCACAUGCAAUGUCUCUGUGAAGGAUUUGUUGACCUGCUGAGUUCAGUCUUGCCCUGUCCGCACUCCUGGACUCAUAUUUUGUCUCUAUCACAUUUGAUUUGUGUGCAAGUUCCAGGCCACACGCGUAAGACUGUCAGUCCUAUUUCCAAGCGGUCAGAAGAACUGUUUCAAAGCAUGAACCCUAAAGCAAGUUCUAUACACUUUCUAAACAGGGUAUUUUCUAUAAGGCAUGCAGACUUCAAAAACACAAAAGCUUUCUACAAAAAUUGUACAACAAAAUUAUGGAUUAAGGUGAGAGGAGAGCUCCACUUACAGCAGAGACAACGGUGCAGGAUUUUAAAGACGACUUCACCCCCUGCUGAGAGUUCAUUUGCCGUUUAGAGGGAUCUCACCAAUGACAAGUCAUUUUCACUGAAUAAUAUUAUAUGCAGGCAAUUUACAUAAAUAAAAUAAAUAAAGAAACUUAUGAUUGAA